Auxenochlorella protothecoides is the source of this 258-nucleotide messenger RNA. RefSeq lists its product as hypothetical. Bases 1 to 258 code for a protein of 85 amino acids. The record is from RefSeq and is a predicted model, not a curated record. NCBI's taxonomy places the organism in Eukaryota, Viridiplantae, Chlorophyta, Trebouxiophyceae, Chlorellales, Chlorellaceae. The transcript is spliced from 2 exons.
AUGGCGGUGAACGAGGAGGGAGAUCGGGGAACGGAGCAGAGGGAGCUGGCAGAUGCCGUGGACAAGGACUUUUGGGAGGGCUCCAACUGGGAGCUGCUGGGCAAGGCGGCCUCCAUCACCAUCCCGACCCUGGUGGUCAUGGCUCUCCUGGUGGGCAUCUUCGCGGCCAAGUUCUACAACAGCGGCGCCAACACCUUCCUGGAGAUGCCCAAGGGGCCGGACGACACCGCAAAACUGUACCAGCGGGCUCCUGAGUAG